AUGUUGCUUUUUGCGCGCAACACAGGUGGCAAGGCCUCAGUCCGAGUAAGCUCCUCCUAUUCCUCAUCACUUCAAAAUCCUUUUUCCCUUUUCUUCACUCCUUCAUUCCCCUCCUCUCAAAAUUCAAUUUUUGCUCGCCCCAUGAUCUGGUUCACCAGCUUUCUGUGUGUUAUGAGAUACCCAAUUGUCUCUAAACCUUCAUUUGAUGACAUUGCUUCCGAAUCAAUGCGUAGUUUCUUGCACAAGGACGGUCCCCACCUUUUUGAGUCGGCAUUGGCACCCAUUUGGGUGUCUAAGGUUUUGGUUAAACUGAAAGGGGACCCAAAAUUAGCCCUUAAGUUCUUCACGGAGGCAGGGGCGCGAGCCGGGUUUCGCCAUGUGGCGGAGUCUUACUGCGUUUUGGCCCACAUUUUGUUUUGUGGGAUGUUUUAUCUUGAUGCCAGAAGUGUAAUUAGGGACUGGAUUCUGUUGGGGAGGAAAUUUCCGGGUUGUGACUUUUUUGAUAUGAUGUGGUCUACCAGAAAUGUUUGUAGGCCAGGGUUUGGAGUGUUUGAUACCUUGUUUAGUGUUUUAGUGGAUUUAGGGAUGCUUGACGAGGCUAGGCAAUGCUUUUGGAAGAUGAACAAGUUCAGGGUUCCGCCAAAAGUAAGGUCUUGUAAUGAGCUUCUUCACAGGCUUUCAAAAUCAGACAAAAGAAGAUUGACAUUAAGUUUUUUCAAGGACAUGGUUGUGGCUGGCCUCUCGCCCUCCGUUUUUACAUAUAAUACAGUAAUAGGCUGUCUGGCCAGAGAAGGGGACUUAGAAACUGCUAAGAGUUUGUUUGAAGAAAUGAAAGGUAUUGGUCUUAGGCCGGAUAUUGUCACUUAUAAUUCUCUGAUUGAUGGUUAUGGAAAGGUAGGGUUGUUAACCAAAGCAGUUAUUGUAUUUGAGGAAAUGAAAGAUGUAGGAUGUGAACCAGACGUGAUAACAUAUAAUUCUCUUAUUAAUUGCUUUUGUAGAUUUGAAAGAAUUCCUCAAGCUUUUAACUAUCUGCAUGAGAUGAGGCACAGACGAUUACAACCAAAUGUUGUAACUUAUAGUACAAUAAUUGAUGCAUUUUGCAAGGCAGGCAUGCUACUGGAAGCAAAUAAAUUUUUCGUUGACAUGAUACGUGUGGGUCUCCGACCCAAUGAGUUCACGUUUACUUCUCUGAUUGAUGCAAAUUGUAAAGUAGGUGAUCUCAAUGAAGCAUUUAAACUGGUAAGUGAGAUGCAGCAGGCUGGUGUUAACUUAAAUAUUGUCACCUACACUGCAUUACUUGAUGGUCUUUGUGAAGAUGGAAGAAUGAGAGAAGCAGAAGAAUUAUUUGGAGCAUUGUUGAAAGCUGGAUGGACUCUUAAUCAGCAGAUUUGUACUUCUCUUCUUCAUGGAUAUAUUAAGGGUAAUAUGAUGGAGAAUGCCAUGUACAUCUUAGAGGAAAUGAACAAGAGAAACCUCAAACCAGAUAUAUUGUUGUAUGGAACUAAAAUAUGGGGCCUUUGCAGACAAAAUAAUAUACAAGAUUCUGAGGCUGUAAUUCACGAAAUGAUGGAUUGUGGUAUGACUGCAAAUAGUUAUAUAUAUACAACCCUUAUGGAUGCAUAUUUUAAGAUAGGGAAAACCACAGAGGCUGUUAAUCUAUUACAGAAGAUGCAAGAAUUGGGUAUCAAGACAACAGUGGUAACAUAUGGUGUACUAAUUGAUGGUUUAUGCAAAAAAGGUUUCAUUCAAGAGGCUGUUAGUUACUUUGACCACAUGGCUAUAACUGGAUUGCAACCUAAUAUUAUGAUAUAUACAGCUCUGAUUGAUGGCCUCUGCAAAAAUGAUUGUGUUGAAGAAGCCAAGAAGUUGUUCAAUGAGAUGCUGGAUAAGGGAAUCAGUCCAGAUAAAUUAGUUUACACUUCUUUGAUUAAUGGAAACAUGAAGCAUGGAAAUCCGGAAGAAGCUUUGAAUUUGCGAAAUAAAAUGGUUGAAAUAGGUAUGGAGCUAGACUUGCAUGCUUAUACUUCACUGAUUUGGGGUUUUUCUCGUCGUGGUCAACUACAACAGGCUAAGGCAUUCCUAUAUGAGAUGCUCGGGAAAGGCAUUAUUCCCGAUCAAGUUCUCUGUAUUUUUCUACUGAGAAUGUAUUAUAAAGUAGGAGACAUCAAUGAAGCUUUGACACUUCAAGAUGAUAUGAUGAUGAGGGGCCUAAUUUCAGGGACUAUUGACAUGACAGUUCCUUCUGUACACAGUUGA
This is a messenger RNA of Sphenostylis stenocarpa, 2256 nucleotides long. The record is from the annotation of a GenBank genome assembly. NCBI's taxonomy places the organism in Eukaryota, Viridiplantae, Streptophyta, Magnoliopsida, Fabales, Fabaceae.